GGACCUACAUUCGGUCCCUGCCUGCCCGGCGGAUGGAUUUGUCGUCCACCCUGGGCGAGGACACGGAAAACCUGAGCAGCUUCUCCGCGAUGUCGCUCCAUCACGGGAUCAAACUUCGGUACAGGCUGUGACUAAUGUGAUGGACAGCGACCGACAGAGAACUGAGAGAGAGACCCCGCCUCGGCACUGGAGGAGCUGCAAGUUGAUCAUCGACCCCGCUUUAACCAACGGCCUCUACAAAGUGUUCCGUUAUGAUGGGCUGCUCUUCAACCUCCCCGUGGAGGACUUAGGUCUGUUUCCUGUGGAGACUGUCAGAGAUCCACGCGUCAGCCGCUUGUGGAGCAAAUCACGCAAGACCGAGCUGUCAGUGCCCAAAUUGAAGGUUGAUGAGUGGUACGUUGGCCCCAUUCCUCCCAAAGAAGUGACGUUUUCCAGGUUGAAUGACAAUGUAAAAGAGGCCUUCCUGACUAACAUGUGCAACAAAUAUGGGAGUAUUGAAGAAGUGGAAAUAUUUUACAAUCCCAAGAACAAUAAGCAUUUAGGGAUUGCAAAGGUGGUUUUCGACACAGUGCAGGCUGCAAGAGACGCUGUUCAGCACCUCCAUCAGACGUCAGUGAUGGGAAAUAUCAUCCACGUGGAAGUUGAUCCUAAAGGGGAAAACAGGACACAAUAUCUCCAGCUCCUCUUACGUGGCCUUUAUAAUCCCUGGAUGUUGCCAGGUGGCAGCAGUGAGCCAGCUCUGCAAAACUUGAUUGACAGUUUGCUGAGCAGCGCAGCCACACAGCGACAAGGGAGUGUUUCCAGCCCCACCAGCACCGCUACACCCCUCUCCAUGGACACAGCUUACUCCAGUAUUUGGCAGGAUACACCUUGCAGCUUUGGGCUCACUCCACGUUCUCAGGGAACCCCCCUCACCCCUUCCCUGUCUGCCACUCCUCUCUCCCAGGACUCUUGCUACUCCAGUCUUCAGGCGACUCCGGUCCUCCAGGGGGAGCCCUCCUCCAGCUUUAGUGUUCACAGACCAUUAAGACGAGAGCUCUGCCGUCUCAAACCUGCGAGGUAUCGCCGCAGAUCCAGCAACGUCUCUAAAGUCAACCUGGAUUUGAAGCAUUGCCAACCACAGCCGCCACACGCCCUUUCUUCUCAAAUACAAACAAGAGGCCAGCAGCUUGAACUGUGGGGUCACAGUGCUCAAUCCUCCACCCACAAUAAUACACAACCUUCGUUUAACCUCACCUCCCCCCAUCAAGAGCCCAGAGACGGGAUCACUGCUACCUCAAAGACUUUACCUCCGACCUGUCACUCUUUUAGCAUCCUGAACAUUAACUUCCCAGCUGUUGAACAGACAGCAUCCCCCCCACCUGAUGACCAUGCAUUCAUAACAGAAUUACCUCCAUCUGCUGGAAACUGCUCCUCCAGCAACCCCCGACCACAGGUGGAGAGUUUGGACUCCCGCAUUGAAAAUAUACUGAUCAACAGCCAGAGCACUGACCCCUCAUACUUUGACAGACAGACUUCGGAGGCUGACGUGCACUCUCAGGACAGCCCAGGAUCACCUUGCUCUGCUCAUAGCUCCCCUUUCUCCGAUGACUCCGGGGAUCGGCUGCCUGACAGUCAAGCGUCUCUCAGUGAAAAUGAACAUGAUGAAACUACUCGAGCUGUAUCGUUUCUUACAAGAAACGCCCAGUCCCCCGCUGCAUCAGAGUUCACAGAUUUAGAAAGGAGGGCACACAGGAACAAUGAUAAAGAUGCUAAAAGUUUCCAGUCAUUAUCAUGUCCGAAGGAGCAUCAUGCAGUGAAUGAUGGACACUCAGCCAACAGACCGCCUGGAGCUCUGACACCAACAGAACACAUCCCCUCUCUUCCUCAGCCUCCCCCUGCAAUUACAGCUGGAUGCCGCCGUCCACCAGCCACUUCUUUCCCUUUCCGUGUUCCUCCCUUUCCCCCACCUCGCCUGCCAAACGGCACUAUCCCCAUCCCACCACCAGGCUGGAUCCCCCCUCCUGGCCAUGUUGGUAUCUCCAUUCCUCCUCCUCUUAUACGACCUCCUCCUUCUAUUCCUCCCCCAACAACUUUUCUGGGACCCCCUCCACCUUUGAUGGCGCCACCUUCUGUUCCCCCUCCUGUGCACAUGUACCCUUUAUCCAUGCCGCCGACAAGCCGUUUGGAUGAGAGGAAUCCCCCGAGGCAUGGCUUCCUUCCACCGCACUGGUCUGCUCCUCCUUUCCCUAGGUUUAACCCAUUUGUACCACCACCAGACUACCUGCUUGUGCGGGAAGACCCUCAUAAACUCACAGUAGAUAAAGUUUUAGAAGUCCUCAUGGAUGAACUAAAGUCAAUCAUUAAGAAGGACAUUACACGUAAAAUGAUUGAAGUGGUGUCUUUCAAGGCAUUUGAGGAGUGGUGGGACUCUCAAGAGAAAAAAACAAAGAUACAAGUUUCUCCUUUGAAUAAUGGACCGGAAAGUGUGGAUGAGACAAUCAAACAAAUAAAUCCCCUCAGUCAUAUGAGUGGCAAGGGCAAAAAACCUCCACUACCGUCCUUCAAGGUUAAAAGGAAAAAAGACGAUGAUCUUGCCACACCAAAAGAGACAGACACUGUGUUGUCCUCUGCGCAUGAAAUUUCUGAUCUAAAACAGGGGGAGGACACAAUGAAACCUGCAUCGGAGAGGCCUAAACGCAGACAUUCAAGGCCACACGAGCUAGACAGCGAUGAUGAUGAAGGGAAAGAAGCAGAAGAAAUGAUGCCAGACAAGAUGGAGGCUAUUGUGCCUGAAGACAGCGCCUCUCAGAACCUGUGUGACAGAGAACAUGACAAUGAUGAAGAGAGUAAUCCUAACGAGGAAGAAAUCGAAGUGGCACAAAACCCCUCAGAGGAUGAAUUAGCCAUCAUCUCCCCCAUGAGUGAUGGAUUGCAGAGCUUGGAUGGCGAGCUGUUCUCAGACAGCAGCUACUCAGGGGAAAGCGAGUAUGAGUCGUCAGACUUCGACUCCUCUGACUCGUUCUCCUCAGGCAGCUUUGAGGACUCGUCCUCUUCUUACCUCAGUCCUGAAGAUGAAGAAGCCAUGGAGGAGGAGGAGGAAGAGGACGACAGGAGUAAUGGUUGUAUAGUUAUAUCGUCAGAUGAAGAGUCAAUGGAGCUCGAUCCUUCCCUUAACUCAGCGGCCCCGCUAACCCCUGGUGCUCAGCUUGAUCUGUGCCUGCAGGAGUGGUCAGAUCCGUUCCAAACGGGGGAUAGAGAGGAGAACCAGUGCACAGACUGUCAACAAGACACACAAGACUUUGAUGCUCUGAUGGAGCGCCCAACCAGUGCAUCCCAUGACCUACAGCCCCCAUCACCUCUUGGACUUCCAGCAGCUGAGCCUUACCUUGACUCGGAUAUGGAGAGCCCUGGAUGGUCGCUGGAGUCUCUGGAAACCAUAGAAAACCUCAGGCCUCUCACUCCCACUGGCUUCUUGGUGGAAAGUGACCCUGACAUCCUGAUGAAAAGCAAACCAACAUCUCCGGCUGUGGAGGAGGUUGAACGACCACAAACACCAGGCAAGCGAACAGUGGCUGAGCUGGAAAGUGAGGACUCAAAUGAAGCCAGUGAAUUCUUGUUCCGCUGCCCAGUGAGCAGCGAGCUCAUUCUAGCUCCCCCUGACCUCCCGGCGGCCUCAUAUCAUUUAUACCAGGAGAUACCGAAAACUCCUGGGAGAGAGGAGAGAAGUGGAUGUACACAGUACAGCUCUGUAAGAACUCCAGCAACACCUGGCAGAGAGACACACAUAUCAGAAGGCAGCGCUGUGAUGUGCUCACCUCUUAAAAGCUCUCCACUAAUUCCAGCUUUGUCCAACAAUCCAUAUAUAAUCGCUCCAAAGACUCCUGGAAGAGACAUUGUCCUACCCCGAAGAGCAGUAGUCCACAGGAGGAAAUCACAAUUGGUGGCCACCUCACAGCCCCAGUUGGGUGACGACUCUCUUGGAGAUUCUCCCAUCACAGUGAUCUCUCCAUGCAAUCUCUCUGAAUCUUCAUCUGAGGGGAGGGGUGCAUGGACCAGUUUGCGUGUGAGAACGAAGCCUUUGCAGGGACUGGAGAAUACGCUUGGCCUUUUGGGUGAGGAGAAAUCUGUAUUUAGGCGAAAACAAUGGAGGAGACUAAAUAGGAGAUGGAGAACUCAUCAUCGGCAGCGAUCACUGAAAAAACGUGCUGGUCCACUCUCGUACCACAGUCGUCCUCACAGGGGGCGCUCACUGCGUGAGGAGAGGAGAAUCCUUCAUAGUAUUUGGAAGGAGGGUCUGGAUCAAGAAGAUGCGAGGCUGCUGCAGUCGACAUUUGAGAGGCUGCAAGAGCAGGAUAAUGGUUUUGGGUGGCUCAGUGACACACUCUGGAUACCUCACCCUCUGACUAAAGUCCUCACAGAGCAGAGUGAGGAACAGAAACCGUGGCCAAAGCACAGGACCGGCUCUGCUCGCAGUGAAGGUUUCUACAAAAUCAGCAGGAAGGACAAAUUAAAAUAUCUGAAAAACACAAAGCUGGACGCGGAGCUUCCAUCCACAAGUACUCAGGGAACAUCUCUUCCAUCCCAGCAACCCUCCUCACUGCUGCGUGCUGGAUCUGGCUUCAGGUCUGAACAGCGCCGCCUGCUGUCCUUUUUCAGCUGGGACAGUGACCUGGUCAAGUUCAACCAGCUGAAGUUUCGAAAGAAGAGGAUUCGUUUCAGCCGGAGUCACAUUCAUGAUUGGGGCCUGUUUGCCAUGGAGCCUAUAGCAGCAGAUGAGAUGGUGAUUGAGUAUGUGGGACAAAUCAUCAGACAGGUCAUUGCUGACAUGAAGGAGCAGAGAUACGAGGAGGAGGGCAUCGGUAGCAGCUACUUGUUCCGGGUUGAUCAGGACACCAUCAUUGAUGCCACUAAAUAUGGGAACUUAGCCAGGUUCCUCAACCACAGCUGCAAUCCUAACUGCUACGCUAAGAUUAUCACUGUGGAGUCUCAGAAGAAGAUCGUGAUAUAUUCCCGGCAGCUGAUAAGCAUCAACGAGGAGUUAACAUACGACUACAAAUUUCCCAUCGAGGAGACAAAGAUUCCUUGCUUGUGUGGAGCAGAAAGCUGCCGCGGCUUCUUGAACUGAUCUCCAAUGAAGUGUCCUUGUUAUGUCAUGAGCCAAAGUUGCCUGAGGUACUGCACAAUAUAAACACAGACACCGGAUAUGUGUCAAAAAAAGCCAUUUUACUACUAUUCAGACAGUACAGUCGAUAAUUUAGAAAAGCACUGCAGCUUGGUUAAUAAUAAUUUUACAUUUUUUCAUUAUAAAACACUACACUUGGUUGUAUUUGUUUAUUCAGUUCAUGAACACAAUUGUUCUCACAUUGCAGUUGUGUGCAACAUCACACUAAAGGCCUCUGUUACAAUGAUAUGUCUGUUGACCUCGUUGUCCUAAUGAUAACAUGAAUGUAUCGUUAAAUGUUUUCGUUCAUGAGAGCUUCAACUGUGAUUUGCUUGAGUCAAGCUUGUAUCAAAAAUGUUGGUGGUGUUAAUAUUUUAUAAUAAGAAAGCAUUUCUUUAUGAAUGUUUAGUGUUGAUGUUCUCUUCUUACUGAUGAGGUAACAUAAAAUAAAGAUUUGAAUAAUAAAACAAGCAGGUCACAAUAAUAUCUGGUAAACAGGACCCUCCACAGAAAGUGUCUUUUCAUAUUGAAUACAUAGUUAUUGAGACUAACACAAGGUUCACAUGUUCUUUGUAACUCCAUUCGGUGUCAGGAUCGUCAGGUUUCCUCUGGCGUGCUGGUCGGCUUCAAUAGCUUCAAAAAGAGAUUUGAAGUUUCCUGCUCCGAAGCCCUCGGCGCCCUCACCUGAUGGUUGUGUCUCUGAAUGACUUCCAAGAACACAGUGGGGCGAUCCUGAACUGGCUUGGUGAAGAUUUGAACUGGCUCGUUGAUGGGCAUCUUCACAGUCUCCUCAUAGUUUGCCACUACGAUGGAUCGCAGGGCACUGAACUCUGUCUGAAGCUGUUUGUCAUCCACUGACCAGAAGCGGUGAAAGAGAAGGUUCCUCUGGUACCUGUAAGAUCAGGAACCAGAUCAACACUCCAAGAAUUAACACACAUGCACCUUAUUUUAAAUCCUUUUAAAUUCAGUGUUUCUGCUUUGGGUUUUCUAAAGGUUUGGAGAACUGCAGCCUGAUAAAUAUAAAUAAGUAAUAUAUUCAGACAUGAGCCAAAAACCUCUGGUAUGUGUUACACCCCCCGUCUGCAGGAUCAACCAAUGAUCUUGCUCAUUUUGAGAACUGCCUUUUCCCACCUACUUAUUCCGCAUUGAAACAAGAUCCAGAUGUGGAAACCCAAUGGGGACCUUCUUAGAGAAAACUCAUGAGUCAUGCUGAUGCUGCCUCAGAGUUAUGUAAGAGUCAGAUGGCCGUUGACUCUGCUAUCUAUCAACUUCACGUGCUUCUUUCCAUGUUGCAUGUUUCUACUCUUUGAGUCCAUUACCAUUCCACCACUGGAACCAUCUCGUCGUCUGGCUGGUUUCCCACAACGUGAUCGAUGAAGUUGAGUUUUCCACUGGGACUGCAUGGACAGACAAAAGCGAAACCGCACAAACAUACAACAUUCGUUAGUUGUGAUUCAGACAGAAACAUGUAUGUUAUAAACUUUAGAAACACAUUAACUCACAGUUUGGCUAAUGAAGGGUCCUUGAACAGAGGGGGGAGGAAUCCUGGCAGAAACAGCCCAGUGUAUCCUGUCCUCUCCACAAGCGUGUGUGUGGUGUCACCAUACUGCAGCAAACACAAGAGGGUCUAUAAUCCUGCCAGUUCUUCAAUUUAUCAUCAGCUAAUUUCAGGAUGUGUCAAUCCACAUUCAACAUCUUCAUAUUUCAAUAUGAAGAUGUUGAAUGUAGAUUCAUAGGAUUCCUUCUCGGUGACUUCUCUCACCGUCUGAAGCACAGCCAGUCGGACUUUCCCAUAUUUGUCCUCCAAUGUGUGAGCCUCCUUUACAAUAAGUGCACCUCGCUCACGGGCUUUCUGAGAAUAGAGAGAAUCUUAGUGCGUUGAGAGCAAAACUAACAGCAACAAUUCCCAGCAAUUAAAUGUAGCAGUGAAGUGUUACCUGCACAAGGAGGUCACAGUCCUCCACUGUAAAUGCCACAUCCUUCACUCCAUCCCCAUGCUUGACCAGAUGAUCUCCCAUCUCUGAGAAAAAAAUUAUUUCUGAAGUCAUUUGCAAGUUCAGUGCAAAAUAUAUAGAUUGAAGUAAAUUUGAAUAGUACGGAGCCACUAAAGUCCCAACAUGUGACCAAUUUAACCCAUUUGUGUGCGCAGGUAAUAACAAUGAUAAUUAUCCAAUGCUCAUAUAUGCAAUGCAAAUAUGUUCAUAUUAUAAAUAACUUGUUUGCACAAGAUAAUUACUUUGUAAUUUAAUAUGCAUAAUAAAGGCAUGGUUUGCUUAUGCUUUGAAAGCCA
Messenger RNA from Hippoglossus stenolepis (Pacific halibut), 7433 nucleotides. Its product is annotated as histone-lysine N-methyltransferase SETD1B-A. Gene Ontology annotation, molecular function: protein binding; RNA binding; histone H3K4 methyltransferase activity. Lineage: Eukaryota; Metazoa; Chordata; Actinopteri; Pleuronectiformes; Pleuronectidae. Gene Ontology annotation, cellular component: Set1C/COMPASS complex. Bases 140 to 5107 code for a protein of 1655 amino acids. The transcript is spliced from 20 exons. The record is from RefSeq and is a predicted model, not a curated record.